CUCUCUUCUCUUCUAGGAUGAAAGGGGAGACUCCAGUGAACAGCACUAUGAGUAUUGGGCAAGCUCGCAAGAUGGUGGAGCAGCUUAAAAUCGAGGCCAGCCUGUGCCGGAUAAAGGUGUCCAAGGCAGCGGCAGACCUGAUGACUUACUGUGAUGCCCACGCCUGUGAGGACCCCCUCAUCACUCCGGUGCCCACUUCGGAGAACCCCUUCCGGGAGAAGAAGUUCUUCUGUGCCCUCCUCUGAGCUGCCCCUUCCCUCCUCUCCGUCCCUCCCUCUCCCUCUCCAGAGCCCUUCCUUCCUUAGAUCGGUCACUGCGGGGACCCGGGAGGCUCCCCGCAGCCCUUUCCUCGCCCUGUGACAUCACCUGAAGCACAGAACCUUCCGCACCCACGUCUAUCCCGUCUCCUCACCCCUGAGGCUGACCCCCCAGCACCCCGUGAUUCGGGCACCCUCCGCCCCACCCACAGAGGGGUCCCCCGCGGGGCUGCCAGCCUGCAGCUGGCCCCCUCCCUCGGUGACCCGCCGGAGACAAUGGGGAGAGGGAUGUGCGGGGGGCUGGCUCCCGGGCUCGGCGGGGGCCAUGGCGAGGGGAAACCCGUUUGAGGAAUAAAGUCACCCGAGCCGGCGGGCAGCUCCGGGGUCAGCGUUCUUGGGGGCAGGGUCGUCGGUCACUAGGCUUGCCAUGCCCGGGGAACCACUGGACGACCGGCGC
Dipodomys ordii (Ord's kangaroo rat) is the source of this 714-nucleotide messenger RNA. RefSeq names its product guanine nucleotide binding protein (G protein), gamma 3 (gene Gng3). Gene Ontology annotation, biological process: G protein-coupled receptor signaling pathway. The record is from RefSeq and is a predicted model, not a curated record. Gene Ontology annotation, cellular component: heterotrimeric G-protein complex. NCBI's taxonomy places the organism in Eukaryota, Metazoa, Chordata, Mammalia, Rodentia, Heteromyidae. The transcript has 2 exons. Gene Ontology annotation, molecular function: G-protein beta-subunit binding. The coding region runs from base 18 to 245 and encodes 75 amino acids.